This is a messenger RNA of Dendronephthya gigantea, 1826 nucleotides long. Its product is annotated as osteopetrosis-associated transmembrane protein 1-like. Lineage: Eukaryota; Metazoa; Cnidaria; Anthozoa; Malacalcyonacea; Nephtheidae. Gene Ontology annotation, cellular component: cytosol. The record is from RefSeq and is a predicted model, not a curated record. The transcript has 5 exons. The coding region runs from base 71 to 901 and encodes 276 amino acids.
AUAAUGGCGGAAGCUUGCAGUUGACAAUUUUUGUGAUAUACUGACAAAUAGGGCUAAAAUUCAAGCCAAAAUGUCGAAAUUUCUUUUGCUAUGCAAUGUAAUCAUAUUUUUCAUCUCCCAUUCUGGCUCCAACGAAGUGAAAAGCAUUCUUUACUUCAACAAUUCUUAUGUAUGGGAAAGUAUGGGAAAUCAUAUAAAAAGAGAAUGUGCUUCCUUUUUGAAAGAGUUUGCCAACGCGACGCAAAAAUUCAACUUGUGUAUAGUUAAACAUGCUAAACCUCUUCGUAUGUGCGAGGAAUGCACGGGACAAUACAGCUGGCUGCUCGAGAAAAAUCCCCUGGGUUUCAAUAGCAGUCACUGUGUUUUUGAUUUGGUGAGGUCAGAGAGAUUUCAGGUUGUUAUGAAAGUGUAUGACUUUCAAACUGGGAUCUGGAAGUCUGCGCAUUGUGAUAAAUGCUAUCAAUCUGAAUGGAAGAUGACACAACAAGCACAUAGGUUCUUUCAUAAGCAGAGGGAAGUCGAAUCUUGCUUUAGAAAUUUUACUGUCAUAGAAAUGAAUCCCAAUGCAACGAACAGAAGUGUCUGCGAUGUGUGCAACCCACACUACCUGAGUCUACGAAAGAUUUACUAUGAAAUAUUAGAGGAGACAACAGACAAUAAAGAUGAGGAUGAAUUGUGUGUUGAUAUCAUGUCAUUGAUGAACGACACAAGACGAGAUUGGACAGGAUACAAUUGCAAUAAAGUGAAACAAAAGAACUACAACGUGUUGUAUUUGAGCGGCUUGUUUGGUUUUCUGACGUUCAUAUAUUAUGCUGCUGUGAGAAAACACGAGAAAUACAAGAACAAGAUACAAGCACGUUCUCGAAGAGCGAAACAGGUCGUGAACUACGAUUCAGAAUGAUCCUCGUAAAGAUGGCGAUCUUCGUUCCGUCAUGGUGGAAAGCAAUCCGUUGUCGUAUUCAUUCCUCGUGAAUUUUCGUUGCUUGAUCUCUCCUUGAUUGAGUGAAUGAAGGAUUGUUGUAGCUAUAUGGUGGAAUUCAACAAAACAUGAUUACACAUUACUGUACAUUACUUACUGUAUUUAUAAUUCACGCCAAUUAAUGCGCGUAUAGACUUUUAAUAUGGACAAACUUUGGAUUUAGGAGAUGAACAAAUAAACCAACAAACUGCCAGCACUAUAAAAUACUGUUCACUGUUUCAUCAAAUGUUCAGAAGCAACAAGUUGGUAUGAAACCAUGUAGUAAAUUGGUAACCGAAUGCAGACCAGGCAUUCUCCCUUUAAACUAAAUUUUAAAACUUAGGAGUUCAUCACUUCAACUGGAAAGAGCAUCCCAGAAUUACUAAGAUUGGAAGGUUUCGUUACGAAAUAUUGAAAAAUAUGAAAAAUAUCGCCGCGUAAUGUUGAUUUUCUAAGGGUGUUUUUCCGUCUGGCGGAAUUUUUUGAUCGAACGAGUUUUUCCGCCAGAUUUUUUUCCAAAUGUAGGAGGAAUUCGACCGUAGCAUAUUUUCUUGAUUGUCGGUCUUUAUUGUCUGUUGUCUCCUCGAAUUGAAAAUUAAGCUUAACCUAUAAAUUUACAACAAAUUUAGUUUUAAAGGGGUCCAUUACGCUUCACUUCUAUAUCUAAGAUCUAAGACUGUACGACCUGCUUUAGUCGUUCAUUACUUCCUUUUAUUAGUAAAAUGAAGAAAUUAAAUGGUGUAUGAUAAUAGAUCAAGACUCAAAAUUGAAUUUGCGCGUUGCAUUUAGGAAUAGGCUAAUUAUUAAAUCGCGUCUACUUCUAGAAACGGUGGAAACUUGUCUUUCCACCAAAAUUUUGCCUCGCUAU